Messenger RNA from Protopterus annectens (West African lungfish), 1630 nucleotides. RefSeq names its product keratin 17 (gene KRT17). The transcript has 9 exons. Gene Ontology annotation, molecular function: structural molecule activity. The coding region runs from base 98 to 1474 and encodes 458 amino acids. NCBI's taxonomy places the organism in Eukaryota, Metazoa, Chordata, Ceratodontiformes, Protopteridae. The record is from RefSeq and is a predicted model, not a curated record.
CUCUGUUCUGCUGUGAGCCUUCUUCAUUUCUAGCAGAUAGUUGUGUAUUUUAGCUGGCAUUUUCUGUCUCCUUUAAAACAAAUCCAGUGUCUUAGAUAUGUCUAACAAAGGUUUUACUUCAAGAAGCCUAGUCCAGAGCUAUUCUGGAGGGGGUUCUCUUGCAGGAAGUAGAGGAACCCGUAUUAGCACUGUUGGACCUUCCCGCAUAGGAGGCAUGAGUGCUGGAAGUGUCUAUGGAGGAUCUGGAGGUUUAGGCACCCGCAUUUCUCAAUCAAAGAUUACUAGUGUGGGUUCAAGCCUUGGAGCACUCAGGGGUCCUACCUAUGGAGGGGAUGCAGUCUAUGGUGAGGCCAUCAUGGUUAAUGAAAAAGAGACAAUGAAGAACCUGAAUGAUCGUUUGGCUGCAUAUUUGGAAAAGGUGCGUAUCUUGGAAGCGGGCAACCACCAGCUGGAAAAGAAAAUCAGAGAAUAUUAUGAGAAGAAAUCCCCUGUCGCUGAGAAGGACAUGAGUGGCUACUUUGCUACUAUCAAUGAACUCAGAGACAAAAUUUCUGCCGCUUCCAUCGAUAAUGCUAGACUGGUACUGCAGAUCGACAAUGCCAAGCUUGCUGCUGAUGAUUUCAGAAUCAAGUAUGAGAAUGAACUUGCUCUCCGGCAGGGUGUUGAAAUGGACAUCAAUGGCCUGAAAAAAGUAUUGGAUGAACUGACCUUAGCCCGAACUGACCUUGAGCUCCAAAUUGAAAGCUUGAAGGAGGAGUUGAUCUUCCUCAAGAAGACACAUGAAGAAGAAAUGAACAGCCUGCAUGGUCAAGUGACUGGUGCUGUGAAUGUUGAAGUAGACUCUGCCCCACCUGUUGACCUUUCUAAAAUCAUCGCGGAGAUUAGAGAAAAGUAUGAAACCAUGAUUGAAAAGAACCGUCAAGAAAUGGAAAAGUGGCACAAAGAACAGUUUGAUGCUCUGAACAAGGAAGUUGCUACUAGCACCGAAGCUAUUCAGUCAUCUAAGACAGAAAUGACAGAGCUGAGACGCACAAUCCAAGGCUUGGAGAUUGAACUACAGUCACUUCUAAGCAUGAAACAAGCUUUGGAAGGCACAUUAGCGGAUACAGAAGGUCGCUAUGCUAAUCAGUUAAGACAGUACCAAGACAUGAUUAGCAGACUGGAGCUGGAGCUACAGGACGUUCGUAAUGACAUUGAGCGCCAAGGCCAAGAAUAUACUAUUCUACUUAAUGUGAAGACCAGACUAGAACAAGAAAUUGCUGAAUAUCGCCGCCUCCUAGAAGGAGAAGAUGUCAGACUUGCAGAUAAAAGCACAGAGUCCAGUAAAGUUGUUACAGUAGCAGAGCCUCCCAAAAAGGAAGCUGUCAAAGAACCAGUCGUCACUACCACAAGAAAGGUGAAGACCAUUGUAGAGGAAGUAGUCAAUGGAAAAGUUGUUUCUACCCGUGAAGAAAUAGUAGAACAGAAAAUCUAAGCAGACAUAGUGAACUGUAACCACAUUUUCUUCAAUUUCAUAAUGAUAACAAUGUUUCAUCUCUGUAGAAGACUGGUUGCUACAUGCUUUUAUUAUGUGAUUCUUUCUUCUUCUUUUGUGGUUUUGUUAAUAAAUAAAUAAUAACUGCUAUCACAA